Messenger RNA from Closterium sp. NIES-65, 3129 nucleotides. NCBI's taxonomy places the organism in Eukaryota, Viridiplantae, Streptophyta, Zygnematophyceae, Desmidiales, Closteriaceae. The record is from the annotation of a GenBank genome assembly.
AUGUCGGGGGCGGACUUAGAGCCGUCGGGCGAGACAGCGGGCGAGGCGUGGAUACAAGUGGACGACGGAACGAGCCCGCGCGAGAAUCGCAAGAGCGGCCUCGUAUGGGCAGGCCCGGCGCAUGCGCAGCGACAGCGGGGGCGGGGCGCAGCGAGGGCCGCGGGUGUGACGGACGGCACGCAGUGUUUCUUCCCGGCGCGCCUCUCCAAGUACUUCCCCUUCGGCUCGCUGCUCGUCCUCAACUUCGCGUUCGUGCGUCCCGCUCCGCGCCCUCCCUGCUCCCCUUCUUCCCACCUCUCGCUGUUUCCUUUCUUCGUUUUCUUACCCGUCGCUUACUUCCUCCUUCGCUACCCCGUGCUGGCGUCGUGCGCGGGGGACGCGGCGAGUCGCAAGACGGCGAUAACCGUGGCGCUCAUCUGGUGCCUGCUCGCCUCCACGCUCCUCGCCUUCCUCAAGCGCCUCCCGCCUAACUCGCCGCGGUACGGCGGCGCCAGGGUGCUGCGCACGGCGACGGCGGACUUCGUGCUGAUGUGCGACGCGCACGUGGUCGGGCACGCCGCCAUCUCCGCCGUCGCCUUCACGUCGCUCGGCUUCUUCACCGAGUCCGUCCGCCAGCCGCUCUUCCCAGGCGUGGAGCCGCUGUGGUUCCUGGCGGCGCAGUACGUGCUGCUGCUGUUCGCGUGUCUACUCACGCUCGUUGUCGUCGACGCCACGCCCGGCCUCACCACCAUCCCCUUCCCCUUCCCCCUCGCGCUCCCCGCCUCCCCGCCGCGCAACCACCUCUGCGCGCACGCCUGCCCCGGGCACCGCGCCUGCCUGCCUUCGCGCCUACCCGCCCUUCCGCGCUCUACCGACCUCCGCUCGUCUGGCGGCUCCGCGCUGUUCGCCGCCAGUGCCGCCGCUGCUGCCGGCGGGAAGUCGGGCGAGCAGGCGGGCGGCGAGACUCCGCGGAGAACCCCCUCCCGCACGCCCUACUUGCUGCAGCUGGCGCGCGAGGCAGGCGCGCCCGUCGCGCCAAUGACCCCCGAUGCGCUGCUGCCCGCAGAAGCCGCGCAGACGGGCAGAGGAGAGGAGGUGAUGGAAGUGACGGAAGAGGUCCGGAGGAAUGAGCGCGCGGGAGUAGAACAGGAGCAGCGGAGUGUGGGGGCUGGGGAACCAGGGGGUAGUCAAGAGCGCGGGGCGGAGGACACCGUUGCGCCUAGCGGACACGAGUCUGCGGAGGGAGCUGCGGAAGUUGGUAAGGGGGGGAUGGCAGAACCAGAGGGCUGUGCGGAAAAGCAAGAAGCGGAGCGGAACGAGCAGGAUGUGCAGGGCGGCAGCGAGGGGGGGGAGAUGGAACGGGCAGGGCGGACUGAGGCGGAAGCACGGAAAGAUGCGGGCACAGGUGGGGAGGAAACAGAGUUGGAAGCAACAGAGGCGGAAAGAGCUGAGGCGGAAACAGCAGAGGCGGAAGCAGCAUCGGCGGAAGCAGCAGAGGCGGAAGCAGCAGCGGCGGAAGCAGCCGAGACGGAAGCAGCAGAGGCGGAAGCAGCAGAGGCGGAAGCAGCAGAGGCGGAAGCAGCAGCGGCGGAAGCAGCCGAGACGGAAGCAGCAGAGGCGGAAGCAGCAGCGGCGGAAGCAGCAGAGGCGGAAGCAGCUGAGGCGGAAGCAGCAGAGGCGGAAGGAGUAGAGCCAACAAGAGAAAACGCAAAGAAAUACGCAGAGGCAGCGGAGAUGCAGAAGGAAGUAGAGGCAGGGACGGGAGGGAGCAGCAGCACGGCGGUUGACGCGUCCACAGCCACUGGCGCCUCGCCAGCGUGUGCCGCCCAGCCUUCCUCUGCCAGCCCUGUCCGGGUCUCCGCAGCGCCUGCUGCCGCCUCCGUCGCUGCUGCGCCGGCGCGGGCUGCCAAGGCGCCUGUCGCUGCUGGCAGCCGAGCGGGCAACAGCAACGGCGGCGGCGGUGCAGCGAAGGCAGGAGGCGGAGGCGCGUGGGCGAAGGCGAGCGGAAGGCGGGAAUUGUGGGGCAGCGCGACUACGAAGGCGGGCGCAGGGGGGGCAGCGGAGCCUGGGAAGAGGAACAGCAAGGCGGGGGGCGAGAGGGGCGCGAGGGGCGGAAGUACGGGCGGGCGCACGUCGGGGGGGAGGCGGGAGAGGAGGGCUGCAGAUGAGGGGGAGGACGAGGGGGGAGAUCCGCGUGCAGCGGUGGGGAAGGAGGGGUGCAUUGCAGAGAUCAAGGCGGAGCAGCACGGCUUGGAGGCGGAGGAAGGGCGCGCGCGAGAGGAGGCGGCAGAUGAGGGCUGCAGCCCGGCGGAGGGGGAGCGAGAGCCAGAGGCAAUUGCGGAGGGGUUAGUGGGGAAAGAGCCGGAGGAGGGGGCAGUAAGAGGGGAUGAGGUGACGGAGGAAGGGGAAGGGGGUGAGGGGGCGACGGAGGAAGCAGUAAGGGGGGAGGAGGCAGAGGAGGGAGUGCGGGAGGAGAUGACGCGGCGGCUGGUGGUGGCGCGAUUCCACAGCCUCGUCAGCCACGUCAAGGCCGCCGCCGCUGCCCUCCUGCACGCCCACGCGGCGGACGGGCGCGCCACACCCCCUAGCGUGGGCAGUCCGCCAGAGAGCGGUGCGGGGGAGGGCGGAGGCGGGGAGCAGGGGAGGGCGGAGGCGGAGUAUGAGGGGGCGGUGCAGCAGGUGGGGCGCAUGGUGGGCGCCAUGGCGGGUAUGGGCCUUCAAGACCACGUCGCUGCAUGGCUUGCUUGUGACGCGCACCUCCCCGCCCUCCUCUCCGCCACCCGCCCCAUCCCCCCCUCGCCCUCGCCCUCGCACUCCCCUGCCCUCCCUUCCCCCCACCCCUCUCCCACCUGCUCCCCUUAUUUCGCCUCCCCAUCAUCCGCCAGUCCCUACCCGCCGCCCCUGGCUGCCUUCAUCCCCCCAGUGCUGCUCCCCGCCCUGCGCCUCCUCCCCUCCCUUCCCCCCGCCUCCCCCACGCGCCUCCUCUUCCUCCGCCUCUGGCUUCCCCUCCUCGCCUGCGUUCCCCCGACCCCUGAUGUGCGCGCAGCACUGGGGGAAGUGGUGGAGGCGAUGGGGGAGGGGGAGAGGGCGGAGGUGGAAAGGAUGGUGGCGCAAGUGAUGAGGGCGUGGGGGGAAGGCAGUGAGCAGUGA